AUGGCCGUAGUGACAGCUGAUCAAGGAUUCGAUCCACAGUUGUUCGAAAAACAGAUGUCCGUUAUGCGUGGUCAGUUGGUGAACUUGUGCCAGGCGUUAAAGGAGGGCAAGUCUCCGUUGCAGCUGGUGCAGAUGCCUCCGAUGAUCAUCGAAAAGACCCGUGGUUCGGGAAAGAGCAAGAGUCGCGCUCGAUGGGACUCGUUCAAGCAGAGCUUUCAGAAACGGGCACCAGCGAUGAUCUUGAAGGACGUUGCGAGACUGAUCAGAGACGGCCUAGCGAAAACGAUCGUUGUUCUUGCCGGAGCGGGUAUCAGCACGCCUUCUGGACUGCCGGAUUUCCGCGAAAACAAUGACGUUCAUCUGGUCGCACCGGACAACCAUGCUUUUAAAAGUAAAAGUAUUUGGGCUACUGCAGUUGUCACCUGUAUUUUGCUGGACAUUAUUACCAGCACCAUCGAUCUGGACAAGUACAAGCUUCCGUACCCAAUGGCCGUUUUCGAUAUCAACUACUUCCAGCAGAACCCGGUGCCGUUUUACCAGAUAGCGCACAAAUUGUACCCGGGUCUUUAUUUUCCAAACGAAGCCCACUACUUUGUCAGACUGUUGCAGGACAAAAAGCUUCUACUUCGUAUGUACACGCAGAACAUCGAUGGUUUGGAAACCAGUAGGCAUCUCAGCCCAUUGGAUAUUCGUACGUAA
Molecule: messenger RNA, 699 nt
Organism: Soboliphyme baturini
Lineage: Eukaryota; Metazoa; Nematoda; Enoplea; Dioctophymatida; Soboliphymatidae
Source: the annotation of a GenBank genome assembly